This is a messenger RNA of Gymnogyps californianus (California condor), 2496 nucleotides long. Its product is annotated as alpha-2-macroglobulin-like protein 1. The transcript is spliced from 20 exons. Lineage: Eukaryota; Metazoa; Chordata; Aves; Accipitriformes; Cathartidae. Gene Ontology annotation, molecular function: endopeptidase inhibitor activity. The record is from RefSeq and is a predicted model, not a curated record.
AUGGUGCUCUUCCCCUCUGUGCUCUACUACCCAUACACGGGCAAAGUGCAUGUCCACCUCAUGGACCUGGACGAGCCCGUGCGGGUGACCCUCCACCUGGCGAGCAGCCAUGGCGUCCCCAACGUUACCCUGGAGGAGCAGGGCAGCGAUAUCCUCCAGCUGAACUGGCCUCGCUUCUCCAACAUUUCUACCCCUCCUGCAGGGAUCUACGAGGUUGCGCAUCUUCACGUCUCCAUUCAAGGAGGUUCCCUGCAGGUCUCCAAGCAGAAUAAAGUACUGGUGAAAGCCCUGAAGCUGGGGACCUUGGUGCAGACAGACAAGGAUGUCUACAAGCCUGGACAAACUGUGAAGUUUCGAAUUGUCCGUUUGGAUCAAAACUUCAUUCCCAGCAACAGGGAGCUUCCCUUGGUGGCCGUGCAGGAUCCCAGUGGGAACCGCGUGGCAGAGUGGCAGGAGGUGAGCCCGCGGCAGGGCAUCGUGGACCUGUCCUUCCCGCUGGCUGCAGAGCCGGCCCUGGGCACGUACAUCAUCGAGGUGGAGGGGAAGAGCCACUCCUUCAGUGUGAAGGACAACGGGCUGCCCCACUUUGAAGUGCUGAUCCAGCUGCCCCGUGUCGUGACGGUGAAGGACGAGAAGAUUCUGCUGGACGUCUGCGGGCAGUACCCAUCCGGGAAAACUUUCCGGGGAAGGGCUGAGGCCAGGCUGUGCCAGUCCCACAAAUACUUUAUUUUCCCAGAGGAAUCUACGAAGAUCUGUGCUGAGUUUAGGGGCCAGACGGGGAAGAACGGCUGCUUCUCCACUGAGGUGCCGGUGGCUUCCUUCAACCCGACCAGCUUCUACAACGAGAGUUGGCUCUAUGCCUACGCGUCGCUGCUGGAGGAGGGGACCGGGAUGCGGCGUACAGUGACCAAAAGCUGUAUGAUUGUGUAUGAAAUGGCCACAAUCACCUUUGAAAACACCGAUAAAUUCUACAAGCCUGGGAUUCCCUACACUGGGACGGGUGAGCUCAAGGAUGACCCUCCAGCCUCGGAGGAGGAAGACGAGGAGUAUCUCAACUACCAAAGUGCCACUCACUACCUGUAUCCCUUGUCUGCGGACAGCAAAAAUUUCCUGAAGAUCCACAGGGUGGAAAAGAAGCUGCCCUGCGGCCAACCCCAGCAGCUCGGGGUGGAUUACUUGUUUGAUGAGAAGGCCAUGGGGAUCGAGCUGCAGAGCCUGGAUGUGGUCUUCCUGGUCCUGGCCAAGGGGACCAUUGCCACCGUCCUCAGGAAAGAGCUGCCUGCAGAGGCUGGCCUGAGAGGCUUCUUCUCCCUGGAGCUGCCCAUCGGCCCCGAGCUGGCACCCACAGCCAAGGUGCUGGGCUACGCAGUGCUGCCCGACGGUGAGAUGGUGGCUGACAGCACCGAGCUCAAGGUGGCCAAGUGCUUCCCCAGCAAGGUGAAUCUGUCCUUCUCGGAGCAGAGGGCUCUGGUGGGCUCACGGCUCCACCUGAAGGUGCAGGCUGCCCCAGGGUCACUGUGUGCUGUCUACGCCGUGGAUCAACGCACGCGGUCCUCCGGUCCCAAGGGCAAGCUCAACCCCAGCAUGGUCUAUAACUUGCUCCCAACGUUUUCUGAAGACAGCUAUCUUUUUGAAGUUGAAGAACCUGAUUUACCUCGCUGUGGGAGAAACAAGUUCGGACACAUAGCAGCCCUUCCAGCCAUUAACUGUUUUGAUGUGCCAAGGAAAAGCUGGAGAGCGUGCCAGCGCAGCCUGUGGCGCAGGGAGGUACCGGUGUCUGACAUCGAGCCAGGCUUCUACAGCCUGGUUGAGGAUGCAGGUUUGAAAACUGUCACCAACGCUCAGCUGGGCUGUGUAGUAAACAUCCAGUUCCAAAGCUACCAAGGCCUUUUAUACCCCCCAGGAGCAGGACUGGAGGAGGAUGAGCAGGUGGGUGUCAUGCAGGACACAGGGACGCAGAUGGAUUUCCUGGAGACAUGGCUGUGGGAGCUGGUCCCUGUGGGAUGAGGGGGCUCUGCAGAGGUGACGGUGACAGUGCCCGAUGCCAUCACUGAGUGGGAAGCUGGGAUGUUCUGCACGGCCCCGUUGGGCUUGGGGCUGGCUCCUGCCACCACCCUCACGGCCUUCAAGCCUUUCUUCGUGGAGCUGGCGCUGCCCUACGCUGUGGUCCGCCACGAAGCCUUCACCUUCGUGGCCACCGUCUUCAACUACCUGCGGCAGUGCCUGCGGGUUCAGGUGACGCUGGCAGAGUCGGCGGAGCUGGAGGUGUUGACAGGCACGGACAAGGUGUACAGAGACUGUGUCUGCACGGACGAAGAGAGGACCUUCCGGUGGAGCGUGCAAGACACCAGCCUGGGGGAGGUGAACGUCACCGUCAUUGCCAAGGCCCUGCGCUCCAAGAAGCUCUGCGGCACCGAGAUGCCUGUGGUGCCAGCCCAGGGGUGUGUGGACACCGAGACAAAACUCCUGAUGGUGCAGUCUCCAAGACCAAUGUGA